Molecule: messenger RNA, 748 nt
Organism: Trichoplusia ni (cabbage looper)
Lineage: Eukaryota; Metazoa; Arthropoda; Insecta; Lepidoptera; Noctuidae
Exons: 5
Coding region: 306-716 (136 amino acids)
Source: RefSeq, a predicted model, not a curated record
GCUCGUGAGCCUCGCCAUCACAAUUUAUACGACCGGCUUCAAUAUCAAACUUUAAUAUUAAGCUUUCUCACUAAAUCACUGUGCAGUGUUAAUUUGUUUUUCAACCGAAAAUGAUUGAUAUAAAGUGAUUAUGUGCUGAUGAUAUAUAAAAAUGCUACGGAACUUUGGCGAAUUUUGAGAAAAUAUAUAUUUGUGGAACGUUGUGCAGCUAAAGAGGCUGUUGUUGGAGAGUGGUUGCGGAGGGCGCGUCGCGGAGCAUGGCGCGGCGAUGACGCAGCGCGCAGCGCGCGGCAUGCCCUGCUGACAUGGCACGCAGCCGCUCCGCCCUCCUUACGCUGGCAACCAUCGCAGCACUCGCCGGGUGUUGUGUGUGCGCUCCGCAAGGCAGUGUGCAGGGCGGCGUGCAAGGCGGCGCGCAGGUCCCGCCCGGCGUGCCGCACUCGACCGCGCCGCCGGCCGGAGUCGGUGGCGUACGAAGAUUCAGCCAAUAUUCCAGAGGGCGAGGGUACCGCGACUGGCGCACGCGCGGCGACCCUACGCUCAUCAACUCGCUCUGGCGCAGCCGGCAGCCUCUCGGGAUCCGCAAGCAACUCGGCAACGCGGAGGUGUACAUAAUACUGGCACUAUUGAUCGGGUUCGUGACGGUGGUGGUGGGGUGCUGGCUGUCGGACAACUGCUGGUCUCCGGAGCCGGAGGACGUGCUGGCGGGCGGGUGACCCGUGGCGGCGGGCGCGUGCACGCACGUGUA